Molecule: messenger RNA, 481 nt
Organism: Ogataea polymorpha
Lineage: Eukaryota; Fungi; Ascomycota; Pichiomycetes; Pichiales; Pichiaceae
Exons: 2
Coding region: 22-351 (109 amino acids)
Source: RefSeq, a predicted model, not a curated record
CUGCUGAUAAAAUAUACAUACAUGCUUUUCCGUUUGUGGCUCUCAGGUCUCGUGUUCACCGGCCUCGCAACAUGCUUCCAAUCGUAUUGUAAGUGCGAUUGCGAGGUGAAUUACGAGAUCCUCGAGCUGGAAACGGCUCAUGGCUGUAGUCAGUGCACAGUGCAGUACUGUCUGGAUCAAAAAAUUGACAUGUGCAGAGAUCCAGAGAACCGCGACUUGAUGACGGCGUACUGUUUCCAACGGGAAUCUUACAAAGACAAGGUGAUAAUUUACGGAUUCUGCUUAAUUGUAUUGGCGUCGCUGGGAGCCAUGGGAGCAAAAUUGAUAGUUAGCAAACUUGGGUUUCAAUGAGGGUAAAGCUAGGCACGCUGAGCAAAACCACAUACAAUGCUCACUACAAUAGAUAUGGCUCUGCCGAACCCUUAAAAUUGUGGAUCGAAAAUGACUUUCCGGGUAACGGUGAAAAUUUAUUGAAAGCGAA